Pantherophis guttatus is the source of this 3076-nucleotide messenger RNA. RefSeq names its product paired box 6 (gene PAX6). Gene Ontology annotation, molecular function: RNA polymerase II cis-regulatory region sequence-specific DNA binding; DNA-binding transcription factor activity, RNA polymerase II-specific. Gene Ontology annotation, biological process: regulation of transcription by RNA polymerase II; anatomical structure development. The record is from RefSeq and is a predicted model, not a curated record. Lineage: Eukaryota; Metazoa; Chordata; Lepidosauria; Squamata; Colubridae.
GCAAAGCUAAGCGCUGGCUUCUUCUUCUUCUCUCUCUCUCUUUUUUUAUUGUCAUUGACAUUUAAACUGUGUGGCAGAUUCUUAUGUAGAAAAUUGGCGAUCUGACUUGCCAGUGACCGACUCGCAGAGGCGGAAUUGGGAAUCCGCGGAACAUGCGCCUCCGCCUGCCCUCCCGCUAACAGCGCUCCGCUUUGGAGGAAAAGCCUGAGAAUCGGCGGUGGCUGCAGUUCUGGCGAAGUCUCCCUCCGCCUUUUUUGAGCCGGCUCUUCUCUUCUGGCAGCGUUUGGGGAAACCAUCUGCGUGUUUCUGUUACGCGGCGAUGAUAAGCUAAGAAUUGCUCUAUUGUUGCUAAAUUCGCCAAAGCUCCGUUUAACUCGGUGUCCGGCGCAUUAGAGGUUUCAAGGGCUUCUCCCCCCCAAUCGAAGUCGGCAGCCGGUGUCCUGAAGGCUGAGGCGUUGUGGAGCGACCCGUCAGUGUGGGUGAAUCUCUUUAGUCUGAGACUGAAGUGGACAAGAGGACUUUAAGCCCUUUUCGGGGAACUCAAGAUCACACAACCAGCAGCGUCACUGGAGAAAAACUCUUUUACUGGCAACCCUUUUUGAGACACCGCCGUUUCAAAUCACGGGCGCUUUUUAAAAACUGUUGACAAGAGCUUUGACAACAAGACAGGAUGCCUCAAAAAGUGGGAAAACUUUAAUCAGCACUACACAGAUGUGUGAUUCCUUAAAUUGCAUGAGAGGAGAGUCCACUCAUAAAUCAGUGCCCUCUUCCCGAGCCACGUGGGAUCUUGCUUCAUCGGUCCACAAUGCAGAACAGUCACAGCGGCGUGAAUCAGCUCGGAGGUGUGUUUGUCAACGGGCGGCCGCUGCCAGAUUCAACCCGGCAAAAAAUCGUGGAACUGGCCCACAGCGGGGCUCGGCCGUGCGACAUCUCCCGAAUCCUGCAGACCCAUGCAGAUGCAAAAGUCCAAGUGCUGGACAAUCAAAACGUGUCGAAUGGCUGUGUGAGUAAAAUUCUGGGCAGGUAUUACGAAACUGGCUCCAUUCGACCGCGGGCAAUCGGAGGUAGCAAGCCGAGAGUAGCGACUCCAGAAGUUGUAAGCAAAAUAGCGCAGUAUAAGCGGGAGUGCCCCUCCAUCUUUGCUUGGGAGAUCCGAGACAGAUUACUAUCGGAGGGGGUCUGUACCAACGAUAAUAUACCCAGCGUCUCUUCGAUCAACCGAGUCCUACGCAACCUGGCUAGCGAAAAGCAACAGAUGGGAGCAGAUGGAAUGUAUGACAAGCUAAGAAUGCUGAAUGGGCAGACAGGAACGUGGGGCACCAGACCUGGGUGGUACCCGGGGACGUCUGUCCCAGGACAACCAACGCAAGAUGGCUGCCCACAACAAGAAGGAGGGGGUGAAAAUACCAAUUCCAUCAGUUCAAAUGGAGAAGAUUCAGAUGAGGCCCAGAUGAGACUCCAGUUGAAAAGAAAGCUGCAGAGGAAUCGGACGUCCUUUACCCAAGAACAAAUCGAAGCACUUGAGAAAGAAUUUGAGAGAACCCAUUAUCCUGAUGUGUUUGCCAGAGAGAGACUAGCUGCCAAAAUAGACCUGCCUGAAGCAAGAAUACAGGUAUGGUUUUCCAACAGGAGGGCAAAGUGGAGACGAGAAGAGAAACUAAGAAACCAGAGAAGACAAGCGAGCAACACCCCCAGUCACAUUCCCAUCAGCAGUAGUUUUAGCACAAGUGUCUACCAACCGAUUCCACAACCCACAACACCGGGUUCAAUGCUGGGCAGAACAGACACCGCGCUAACAAACACAUACAGUGCUUUGCCACCCAUGCCUAGUUUCACAAUGGCUAACAACCUGCCUAUGCAACCCCCAGUACCCAGCCAGACUUCCUCUUAUUCUUGCAUGUUGCCCACAAGUCCAUCAGUAAAUGGGAGGAGCUAUGAUACAUACACCCCUCCUCAUAUGCAGACACAUAUGAACAGCCAGCCAAUGGGCACCUCUGGAACCACUUCAACAGGCCUAAUUUCUCCUGGAGUGUCAGUUCCUGUUCAAGUUCCUGGCAGUGAACCUGAUAUGUCUCAGUACUGGCCAAGGUUACAGUAAAUCGUGGGCUGAUUUUGCAAAUGGCUAUAUGGACAUCAGUUGGAGGUUAAUCUGUAUUUCUAAAAGAAGAAUGGCUUUCCACAUACUUCUGUACUACAACUGCAUCCUAUGAUGUAACACACGAGGAAAGACUUUAACAUGGACCUUUGUAUACUGAAGGAAUUAUAUCAGUUGGAACAAAUCUUCAUUUUGGUAUCCAAACUUUUAUUCAUUUUGGUGUAUUAUUUGUAAAUGGGCAUUUAUAUGUUAUAAUGAAAGAACAAUGUAGACUGAAUGGAUGUUUGCUUUUGUGUUGGUCAUGAAUUUUUUUUUUUAAAGGAAGCCAUGAUCAACAACCUUUGCCAUGAAUUAAGAGUUUUAUCAAACUGUAUCGAAUACUUCUACCAAUUUGUUCAUAGAUUCCAGACUAUGCUCCAAGUCUAUAUUAUUUCACUGCAUAUAAUUCAACCGGGAACAAUUCAGAGUAUAUUUCUGUAAGGAAAAUAUCUGUUGCAAUUUCCAAAGGUUAUAAACAGAUGAUGCUUAUUUGCAAACAUAGGGUUAACUUCAAAGAAGAAAAGUUUGAUAGGAAAAGGGUAGAUUGUGUCUCCGAUAUAAUCCAAUUUGUUUUAUGUCAAAAUGUAAGUAUUUGUCUUCCCUAGAAAUCUCCCAGAAUGAUUUCUAUAAUAAAGUUAAUUUCAUUUAUAUUCAACAAGAAUAUUCUAUAGAUGUUUUACACACAUUUUCAUGCAUCAAACAUUUCUUUUUUGGUCAGCAAAAGUUAAUUGUUCUUAGCUAUAGUUGUACUACUGUUCACAGUCCAAUCAUUUUGUGCAUCUAGAAUUCAUUCCUAAUCAAUUAAAAGUGCUUGCAAGAGUUUUAAACUUAAGUGUUUUGAAGUUGUUCACAACGACAUAUCAAAAUUAACCAUUGUUGAUUGUAAAAACCAUGCCAAAGCCUUUGUAUUUCCUUUAUUAUACUAUUUUAUUUUUAACCUAA